Molecule: messenger RNA, 2823 nt
Organism: Anopheles marshallii
Lineage: Eukaryota; Metazoa; Arthropoda; Insecta; Diptera; Culicidae
Product: monocarboxylate transporter 8-like
Exons: 6
Coding region: 1-2823 (940 amino acids)
Biological process (GO): transmembrane transport
Molecular function (GO): monocarboxylic acid transmembrane transporter activity
Source: RefSeq, a predicted model, not a curated record
AUGCGCAUACUAUUCCAAAACGAACCGGUGUACGGGAACUACGAGGAUUCGGGUGUCGCCACCAGUGCCGACGCGCAUUCGCUCGUGUUCGAUGAACCGAUCACACCGCCACCGGUCGGUGGCAACGCACCCGGCGGUACCACCCAUGCGAAGGCAAAGGGCACGCAGGAACGUGGCACACCGCUCGGAGAAUUGGAGGCACUGGCGAAGGCACUCGCGCAGGCACAAGGAGCCAACCUGGUAAAGCUGGCGCCCGGUGGUACCGAGCCUAAACCGAAGCGAAACCGAAGACGCACGAACAAACCGAACGGAGAUGAUACAACGGUCCGGGAAAAUAAACAACCAAACGGGGUGGCUGGAGAUGAGGAAGACGGCGACGGGGAAGAAGCCGACGAGGAGGAGGAGGACGAAGAGGAGGAGGAGGAAGAAGAGGAAGUAGAUCCAGAACAUGGUGAGGCGGGGGAGGAUGGGUUGGGUGGGGAGGGACAUUCGCCGACCCUGCCGCAUCUGCUGCACCACCGCCAUCACCAUCAUCUGCCGCACCAACAGCGAGCGUCCAGCCGCAUGUCCAACACCAGCACCAGCACGAUCAAGCAGCACUACUAUCCGGAGGGUGGCUGGGGCUGGAUCAUCGUGCUAGUCGGCGUACUGAUCCACAUCUUGACGCACGGUCUCCAAACGGCGGUCGGGGUGCUUAUUCUCGCGGCCGGACGCGCCUAUCGCAUCGAGUCAAUCAUCUUCACAGGAUGGUUGGGCGCACUGUCGACAGCGGUAGCACUCUUCAUAUCACCCAUCACGAUCGCGGUAUGCAAACGCAAAUCAACGCGACUCACCGCCGUCAUCGGUGGGCUGGUGACCGCACUAGGGUGUCUCUUCACCUCCUUCGCUUCUCAGUUUCACCAGCUGUUCUUCAGCUACGGUGCCGUCGUGGGAGUCGGUGUCGGAAUGACUCGCGACUGCUCCACCCUGAUGGUCGCCCAGUACUUCAAGAAGCGGCGCGAAUUCGUCGAGAUAUUCAUCGUGUCCGGCAGUGGGCUCGGUAUUGCCGUCAUGUCGAGCUUCAUCAAGUCGGCGAUCGAUGCGAUCGGUUGGCGGCUGGGAUUGCAGGCCGUCACCGGUACCGUGUUCAUCACGUUCAUCCUCGGCACCUGCUACCGUUCCGCAUCGCUCUAUCACCCGCAGCGGCGCGCGAUCUUACACCUGAAGAACCAGAAGCGUAAGAUAAAGGACAAGAACAAGCACGACGAUCGACCACCGUUCUUUGACUUUAGCACACUGCGCAGCAAAACCGUACGCAUACUACUCGCAUCGACCGGCAUUGGAGCGUUCGGUAUCAACACACCGAUCUUCUACCUGGCACACGAAGUGCAGAAAGAUGGCAUCGGCGAUAAGGUGAUGAUCCUACAGAUCUACCUCGGACUGGCCUGGACACUCGGGUGUACCGCCUUCGGGUUGCUGGUCGUCCGGAACAGCGUCGAAUGUCGCAUCGCACGCCAAUACCUCUGCCAAACCGCCAUCUUCAUGUGUGGCGUUUGCAUACUCGCACUCACCGCUGUGCACGGUAACUACCAUGGGUACGUGAUGUUCGUCUGGAUAUACGGUAUCUUCUGCGGCGGUUACCACUACUCACUCAAGAUGUACACCUACGAGAAGGUACGAGCACGCAACUUUGCCCGUGCCUGGGGUUUCGUCCAGUUUGCCCAGGCAAUACCGAUCGCACUUGGCGUACCCAUCUCCGGCUACAUGAACGACAGCGGAUCCGGCACCGCCGGCUACUACUUCAGCUCGGGCUGUGCCAUCGUCGGCAGUGUGCUAAUGUUUCUGAUCGAUUUGCACCGGCGUUCUGUGUCGCGCCACAAACACACAAGGGCGAACGGUACACGCCACUUGUGCGUCUCGGAAACCUGUCCCCAGCGCCGAAAACUCUCCUUCUCGCAAGAGCCAGACAACGAACCGGGCAUUAUCACCGGCAACACGGCGAUGAUGAUCGGUCCAGAGCUGCUCAUACCGCCGCUCAGCGACGGUAUCGUAGAGCCGAUCAACGGACUAGACAAGCCAGAGCUCACCUGCAUCUCCGAGGAGGGUAUCGCCGACAUGGAUCUGCCAGAUAACUUGCUGGAUGAUCUGGACUACGUCGGUGAUUGCAUUACCUCGUGCAACAAGGUGGAAAACUAUCUCAUGCUGAGCGAGUUCGAGAACAACCUCAGUGCCGAAGUUCCUAUCCUGCUGGACAAGCGGGGCCGCCGGUUAUCCCUCUCCAAGACGAAGGCACUGCUCGGUGGCCAUCUCGGAACGGGUGCCGGUGGUGCAUUGUUGGCAACCGGUACCCAGCACCAUCCCGAGUGUCCCAUCGAACACUCGCUCGGUCAGGCAGCCCUAGCGACGGCCCAUCCCGGUGACGCGAACGGUCUCGCCCUGUUGCAUCCCCACCAGCCACACCACAAUCAGCAUCAUCAUCCUCAUCAUCACCAUCACCACCAUCAUCCCCAUCACCUGCAUCAUCAGCAGCCGCAACCGGUGAACGGUGAUCUCGGGAAGAACGUCUCCCCGCUGGUCACGAAAUCGGACUCUGCUCCACAGAACACGAUCGGUGGUGGAGGAACCGGCGGAGGAAGGGGCGGUGGCGAAAGUGGUAAGCAGCCGGCUGGCAAUGGGAGUGGAAGCAGCAGCAGCAGCAGUGGUGGUGGUGGUAGUAGUACCGUCACCUCCAACACUCUCCAGCCUCAGCAGCACUGCAGACUGAACAGCAAAUGGCGCCCGAGCCAACAGGUCGGGUUUCUCAACAACCGCGUUAUAUCUGUGAUCGAUGAAGCCUCAGUUUAG